AUGGUUUAUUACAAAUUAUUGUUUUCCUGUGAGACCAAAAAUGUUGAAGCAAUCUCAACUGGAGGAGCAAACUAUGAGUAAGAUAGUAGUUAUUUAUCAAAGGUGGCACAUCUCAUUGGUUUGUUCUAGUUGCCAUACAGAUAUUAAUGAAAUCUAUUUUAGAGGAGAUGAUCAAGUGGAUGUUGCCAAUUCAAGAGGGUAAUGCAAUUUUUAAAUGAAAUGCAAAACAUGUGCUAAAAUGAUCAAUAUAACUUUAGAGAAAUUCCCAGAUACAGUCAAUGUGCAAGAAAUAAGUAUAUUCACUUUUUAUUAAUUUUAGGCAANGUUACAAAAUAGAAAUGCAAUUAAAGAGAUAACCAGGUAAAUGGAUGCAAAAUCUACAACUGAAUCCUUGAUUCUCUCUUUACCAUUUCUUACUUAUAUAAGAAUAUAAGAGGAAUAUCACAGUUCAACCUUACAUUCCUUUUUAUCCACUUCAAAGUAGGUUGUAAUUUAGAGAAUGAAAAUAUUACAGUAGUAAAUUAUAAAUAAAAAAAUAAAAUUAGAUGAAGAAUCUGAAAGGAAAGAUGAGUUGUCUGAACUCAGAAUGUUUAAAGAUUAAAAAUAAGAAGAAAAACAACCUUAGAUUGUAAAUGAUACGUCUAAAAUUCGUCAUUCAAACAAUCCUUACAUAUCAUUAAUGGGAACAAUCAAAAGCAAUAAAACCAAAGAACAUUAAUAAUAGCCAUCCUUAUAAAUAGAUUAAAUUGCUAAUCAUUUUUCUUAAAAAUCUAUACUAAUGAAAUUUGAUAGAGGACACAAAAUAUUAUUAUUGAAGAAGUUGCGAGAUGCCUCUAUAUUGCCAGAUGUUAAAGACAAUUUCAUCUAUUAAUAGUCAACAGUAAGAAGUAGUUGUUCGAGAUUGAGAAUGAAUAAAAAAUAUUAGUAGAAUAAUCAACAAGACAGUGUUACCAUAAUCAAACCCUUUGUUAAUUCGAGAUCUCACACUCCUGAUUCCUCGGUGGUAUUGCCAAAUGAGUUUAAAACAUAAAAUGAAAUAAAUAAAUGCUAGAGAGCAUUUACAUUUAAACUUAAUGACUUUCACAAUUUCAAAGUGUCAUCAAAUUCUGUUGGAUAUUCGCGAUCAAUAUCAUAAAUGAGUAUAAGUAGAAGUAGUAUUAAUCGUAAAUCGCCAAGUAAAUAUAAAUUCGAGAUUGAAUAUGAAAAAAACUAAUCGUAAUCUCCAUAAAAAUAACCUAAAGUUGAGAUUGACUUAUGCGUAUAUGGGAAAUAAUGA
This is a messenger RNA of Paramecium octaurelia, 1276 nucleotides long. The record is from the annotation of a GenBank genome assembly. NCBI's taxonomy places the organism in Eukaryota, Ciliophora, Oligohymenophorea, Peniculida, Parameciidae.